Panicum virgatum (switchgrass) is the source of this 1181-nucleotide messenger RNA. RefSeq names its product DNA (cytosine-5)-methyltransferase 1A-like. NCBI's taxonomy places the organism in Eukaryota, Viridiplantae, Streptophyta, Magnoliopsida, Poales, Poaceae. The transcript has 2 exons. The coding region runs from base 756 to 1181 and encodes 141 amino acids. The record is from RefSeq and is a predicted model, not a curated record.
CGUAGCGAGCUCUGUUUCGCUUGGUUUGGCACCUGUGCCUCUCUGAUUUGCAAGAAGUACCUACUGUUGUUGCUGCUCUAUUGUUUGUUAGCGCUAAACUCUGCUCUAGUCAUGAAAACAAGAUGGCAUUUAGCUACGGUCCCGCUGUAUUUAACGAAACAAUCCUCACAUUCAAUCUUUUUAUAGUACCAUAUUUAAUGAGUGAGCGGGUGCACAACUUGGUGUAACCUAAUUGUUAUGUGGUGAUAAUGUGUUUUCUUAUUCCAACAUUUUGAUAUGAUUGAAUUGAAAGGUGUACUUUCCAAUUAUUCAUAUUUUCAUUACAUCACAGGGGUACCCCUGUGCUCAAGAAUAUGUGGCACUUAGACUAUUGUAUUGUUUUCACAACAAAUCUAUAUAGUAACAAAUAUAUUGAUAGUCAAAGUUGAGGAGGUUUGACCUGUAAAAAUUUAAAUUAUCAUAUGUUUCCAAAAGGAGCACAUGAUUAGUUGCAUUUAAUAUGCUUCUGAUUUUGCUCUCAUAUUAGUUGCUAUGCUUUAAAUCCAUGUAACAAGGUAGUUAUUCCAGUAGGGUCGAGCAGCAAAACAUUCACCAAAGCAUCAUCAUCAUGUUUUUAGUGAAGUUAUUGUUUCCUAUUAUGUUAAUUCCUAAUUUAAUUGCUAAAAACAUUUUAGCUUGCAAUCCGAUGUUUGACAUACUUGUUUUAUAAAUGUUUGUUGACAUAUUUGCUUGAUUCUAAACUUUACAGAGGUGUUAUGGCGAAGCAUCCGUAUCCUGCUGUUGCUACAGCUACAGUAACAAAGAAGCGCAAAGCAAAGCUUCAGAAUACGGAAGUUGAUUUCACCGAGAAUGAAGAAAUGGUGACUGAACAUGAGGCUAAAACAGAGAGCAAGGGCACCACUGAUGAGCCUGUCGUGUGCAAGAGACCAAAGAGGGCAGCUGCCUGUUCUAAUUUCAAAGAGAAGGAAUUGAACUUAUCUGAAAAAGAUUUAUUUAUCACAGUCAAGGAAAGUAGGGUGGAAGAAUGGGAAAUAGAUGCUGUUACGUUGACAAAAACAGCACUUGAAGAUCGUCGACCUUCCAGAAAACUCAUUGAUUUCACCUUGCAUGAUGCAGAUGGUAACGUGCAGAUCGUCGACAGGUCAGACAUUCUGAAUCUCACGUCUUCCCUUUCUCAGUAG